This is a messenger RNA of Anopheles cruzii, 1848 nucleotides long. RefSeq names its product mitochondrial import inner membrane translocase subunit TIM44-like. The coding region runs from base 180 to 1475 and encodes 431 amino acids. The record is from RefSeq and is a predicted model, not a curated record. The transcript is spliced from 3 exons. Gene Ontology annotation, biological process: protein import into mitochondrial matrix. NCBI's taxonomy places the organism in Eukaryota, Metazoa, Arthropoda, Insecta, Diptera, Culicidae. Gene Ontology annotation, cellular component: mitochondrial inner membrane. Gene Ontology annotation, molecular function: protein-folding chaperone binding.
AUCACUUCUUACAUCAUGAAAAUUGCUUGCGAUUAAUCGGAACGUGGAGGCUUCAAUUUCCGUAAGAUUAUGGAAAACCAUUAAAUAUCUCAAAGAAGAAUAACUGUGUGGAGUACAGGAAGGUAAGGUGAACGAAACCUACGCGCUGCGAGCACUCGAAACAUUCACCUUAAAACAGAAUGCAGCGAUUGUUGACUUCUACGGGGGUGUUGCCUUCGCUGGCAAGGCCGGGUCCAUCGCUGGUGAGGUCAUUUCCGUUGAUCCAGCGACAGUAUUCGGCAGGCCGUAGACCUGGAUUUUUCUCGCAAGUGGUCGACAAUAUCCGACAGGAAAUGCAAAAGAGUAAGGAAAUUAAGGAGAAUGUGAAAAAGUUCCGGGAGGAGGCACAGCGUCUGGAGCAGUCUGAUGCCCUGCAGGCGGCGCGUAAAAAAUUCAACACCGUCGAGUCAGAGGCCAGCAAGGGGGGCGAAGCGUUGAAGGAAAAUUUAGACAAGCUGCGAGGUCGGGUGACGGAGGCGUUUGAUGAGGCGUCCCGGACGGAACUGGGCCGGAAGGCGGGCCAACUUGGCGAGGACCUGAGCCGCAAGGCGCGCGACGUCAGUGAGACUCUGGCUGAAAAGGGCCAAGUACUGGGGCAGAGCGGUGCGUUCCGCGGUAUCAGCGAAACUGCGAAGGUCGUACGGGAUGAGCUGGACCGGCAGGGCAUUGAGGCGCGAGUCUAUCGUAGCCCUGCCAAGCUGAGAAAGCGCGUGGAGGUGGCGAGCGAUCCGGCGUCGAAGCGUGCCGUUGAACCGAACGCAGAUGCAACGGGCGUCGAGCUGCACAAGGACAGUCAGUUCUAUCAGUCGUGGGAGGUCUUCAAGAACAACAAUCAGUACGUGAACAAGGUGCUGUCGUGGAAGAUGAAGUACGAUGAAUCGGAAAACCCAAUGGUGCGCGCUUCCCGGUUGCUGACCGACAAGAUGAGCGACAUCAUGGGAAAUUUGUUCUCAAAGACCGAACUGUCGGAAACACUGACUGAGAUCUGCCGCAUCGAUCCGAGCUUCGAUACGAAGCAGUUUCUGCGGGACUGCGAGAACGACAUCAUCCCGAACGUGCUGGAAUCGAUCGUGCGGGGCGACCUGGAGGUCCUGCGCGACUGGUGCUUUGAGAGCACGUAUAACAUCAUCGCGACACCGAUCACGCAGGCACUAAAGGCGGGCUAUCGGCUGGACUCGAAGAUUCUCGACAUCGAGAACGUCGAUCUGGUGAUGGGCAAGGUGAUGGACCAGGGUCCGGUGCUAAUAGUCACGUUUCAAACGCAGCAGGUGCUGUGUGUGCGGGAUGUCCGGGGUACGGUGAUCGAGGGCGAUCCGGAGAAGGUGAUGCGCUGUCACCACGUGUGGGUGUUGUGCCGUGAUCCGAGUGAACUUAACCCCCGGUCCGCCUGGCGGCUCAUGGAAAUGUCUGCCAACAGUACGGAGCAAUUCGUGUAGCGCCACCCUGCGUGCCACCACCACAAGUUAGUGUUUUAAGUGCGUGUGCAUGCGACCGUGCGUGAACGUGGCGUGAAUGUGGCCCUCCCCUUUGGUCGGGUGUACGGUGAAAUUGCUGGAGACUUUUGAAAUCUUUCUCAGCUGAUCUCUAUCGGCAGCCGUAGGCUUUGUCAACUGGGGUAUAUAAUACAGUGUAGUACGUGCGAAAGAUUGUACGAGUCCGGCAGUAACAUGUCGCGUUGUGACACCCGUGAUCCGGUCGAUUUUUUCUUCUGGACGGGACCGGGCCGGUGAGACAGUUGCAGAAUGAGCGCCGUUGUGUAAAGUGUUUUGUUAGUGACUUCAGUUCGUUCAGCGAAUAAAAGAUAGUAAA